UCACUCCUCCUCCCUCUUCCUCCCAAAUGUCUCCAGUCGCACUCCCCACACAGCGCGCCAUCGUCCUCCACGGUCCACGAGACCUCCGCCCAGAGGAGCGUAGCGUCUGGCCCCCACAACACAACCAUGCCCAGGUCGCCGUCAUGUCCACUGGCCUCUGCGGAAGUGACCUGCACUAUUAUCUCGAGGGUCGCAACGGCGACUUCGCCCUUCAAGCUCCUCUCGUUCUCGGCCACGAGUCUGCUGGAAUCGUCACUGCGGUCGGCCCAGGCGUAAAAAACCUUAUCACCGGUCAGCGCGUCGCUAUUGAGGCUGGCAUCAUGUGCAACCACUGCGACUACUGCAGCAAAGGUCGUUACAACCUUUGCAAAGGCAUGCGCUUCUGCAGCAGUGCCAAAACAUUCCCCCACUCCGAUGGUACCCUUCAAGAUCGCAUGAACCACCCAGCCCACGUCCUUCAUCCACUGCCAGAUAGCUGUUCAUUUGAGCAAGCUGCUCUCGCCGAACCUCUCUCUGUCCUCAUACACGCUUCAUCACGCGCUGGCUUGAAGCCAGGUCAAACCGUCCUCGUGUUUGGGGUGGGUGCUAUCGGCAUCCUCGCUUGUGCACUUGCGAAAUCUUACGGCGCCUCCCGCGUUGUCGCCAUUGACAUCAAUCAAGCACGUCUCGACUUUGCGAAAGCCAAUGGCUUCGCUUCUCAAACGUACUGCCUACCCAUGUCGGACAAGGCAAAAACCUCCGAGGAUCAGCUCAACAGAGCAAAGGAGACCAUACAGCUCGCUCUGCGCGAGUUUGGCGAAGUGGACGGCUUCGAUCUCGUCUUCGAAUGCACCGGCGCGGAACCGUGCAUUCAGAUGUCCAUUCACGCUGCUAUCACGGGCGGCAAAGUCAUGCUUGUCGGGAUGGGAUCACGAAACCUCGUCUUGCCGCUGUCCGCUGCAGCCCUGCGCGAAGUCGAUAUCCAGGGUUCUUUCCGUUACGCCAAUACAUACCCCACUGCUUUGCAGUUGCUCGCUUCAGGCAAAUUAAAAGGCGUCGAAAAAUUAAUUACGCACCGCUUUGCACUCGAAGACACCUCACGAGCUUUCGAGCUUCUAGCUCGUGGAAAAGAUGAAGAUGGAAAUAUGGUACUCAAGGUUAUGAUUAGACCAUCAUGA
This is a messenger RNA of Serpula lacrymans var. lacrymans S7.9, 1157 nucleotides long. RefSeq lists its product as uncharacterized. Gene Ontology annotation, molecular function: L-iditol 2-dehydrogenase (NAD+) activity; zinc ion binding. The record is from RefSeq and is a predicted model, not a curated record. Lineage: Eukaryota; Fungi; Basidiomycota; Agaricomycetes; Boletales; Serpulaceae. Bases 27 to 1157 code for a protein of 376 amino acids. The transcript is spliced from 4 exons. Gene Ontology annotation, biological process: D-sorbitol catabolic process.